AUGGAUGAGAACAGAAUCAAUUCUCCACCAACAUCAGGUGUUGUAGAAGGGCCAAUCCAGCUCUUUGCAAGCCCUUCUCGAGAAGAUGUCGGCUCCACUACUAGGCAAGUUGAAAGCGGACGGGGAUCAGGGGAAGAGGUAUCGUCCGUUGGCGUAUCUGUGCUCACAGCGGAAGGCGGACCAGAUAAUGGGGCAGGAACAACCACAUCCGCGGAAACAACCGUAGCGGCGAAUCUUGCUCGCAGCAACGCCCCUGAUAUCGAGAAUGUGCCAGGUGGUACCGCAGCCUCGAGACAGUCAUCUCCGCCUCCAACAGAAAGACUUCAGUCCACCAGUGUCAGCAAUAGAACAUGGAAGUCUUGGAAAAUUCGCCCGCCGUGCCUGUCGCUCCUCCUCUCCUUGAAUGCCGCCUUUGUUAUAACCAUACUCAGCCUUGACUCCAUCUCGAAAAGCAACCACGGCUUUGUUGGUUUGGGGGAUGCUCCGGGAUUCCUUGCGAGGGAUCCCAGCCUAGAGCAGGCUAUAUGGGCGCAGGGUAUCUUUUACACGGCCUUGCCGGCCUUCAUCAUGACCCUUUUCCAGACCUCUUGGCAUGCAGCGGUCGCAGCAUUUGCAAAACGGCAGCCUUACGUCGAUUUGAAGGCUGGUGGACCGGCCAGACAACGAUCCUGUUGGAUUUGGCAGCAAGUAUAUCGUCUUUCAAGUCACAAAUCAUCCACAUCGGCAUUGGUUCCCCACACAAUCAUCGAAUCUGCCCAGGCCAUGUUUACCACAAUGUAUUCAAUCUUUGCCAAUCAAUAUCUUCUGCAACCGACCGAUGCGCCGACCACGACCGUGGGGACAACAUUUGUCCAGCCGACUCGACUGAUUGUCGUAUCACCAAUUGCAUAUAUAAUUGUGAGCAUAUUACUUAUUGUUGCUCUUUUGAAUAUGGCAGUCUUUGUCUAUGAGAGACAGGAUUCGAUCCUGGAUGAAGAGCCCGUUGGACUUCUAGGUGCCGCUUCGAUUCUCCACGGAAGCAAAGACAUCGAGGCCGCCGUGCGCGAAACCAAGAAGGCUCCCACCUAUGAGAAUAGAGUUGUGCUGACUGCCUUGGAUGAUCCUUCUAAGCAGUUUAAUGGAUAUAUCUGGACGUAUAAGCAGGGGAAGUUGGUGCGAGACUUAGCUUCGAGCUCUCGAAAUCAGAAUCUCUCGAGCUCGUAUGUUAUGGAGAAUUUGCCCCAGGAAGAAGGACAACGUACCGGCAUGCGUCUCAGAGACAUAAAUGCACAACCUGGGAGUAAUAACACCCAAUUAGCUCGGGAUUAG
Molecule: messenger RNA, 1308 nt
Organism: Cladophialophora bantiana CBS 173.52
Lineage: Eukaryota; Fungi; Ascomycota; Eurotiomycetes; Chaetothyriales; Herpotrichiellaceae
Exons: 2
Coding region: 1-1308 (435 amino acids)
Source: RefSeq, a predicted model, not a curated record